This is a messenger RNA of Salvia hispanica, 619 nucleotides long. RefSeq lists its product as uncharacterized. The record is from RefSeq and is a predicted model, not a curated record. NCBI's taxonomy places the organism in Eukaryota, Viridiplantae, Streptophyta, Magnoliopsida, Lamiales, Lamiaceae. Gene Ontology annotation, biological process: gravitropism. Gene Ontology annotation, cellular component: nucleus.
AUAUCUCUCUCACUCAUCUCCAACAAAAUGGAUCAAGAAAUGCAACUACUCUCCUACUCCACCGCCCCACACCAAUACGGGGCGGGGCGGGAGCAGUUCGAGAGCCCCUCGCUGGACCUGCAGCUGUCCAUAAGCGUGGGGCCCUCGGCGGGGGAGUACCGGAGCAGAGUGGAGGCGCUCAAGUGGGAGGCGGCGGAGCAGAUUCGGCUGGCCGCGAUGGAGAAGGCGUAUGCGGAGCACAUGAUGGAGCUGACGAGGAGGGAGAUGGAGGCGGCGCAGUCGGAGUUUUUGAGGGCAAGGAGCCUCUGGGAGAGGGCGAUGGAGGAGGUCCACCGGGCCGAGAACAUGAGAGAGAAAGCUGCUUCUUGCAUGGAGAUCACUUGUCUCUCCUGCACCCACAAGUUUAGGCCUUGCCUUGAUUAAUCUAAUCUUUUUUCAAUUUUAAUAAAAAAAAUUUGGUGUUUUGUUUAUGGACAUAUGUCUAUCUGUCUUGAUUUCUGCGUGCUAUUUUAUAUGUAGUGUAUGAUCAAGAUACUUGGAGUAUUAUAUAGGGAAUUGGUGUAAUCAUAUAUUGGGGGUGAUAAUGAUGAAUUGAUGAAGUUGGAUUUGGAGAUUUUAA